CGCGAUAGCUAGCUUUUCAGAAGUUGCAAAAACAUGGCGGCGACCAUGGCAGGUGAAAGUUCGAUGGAAGAAGAUUCGACUGUGUACGUGUUCGACCGUCGCAAGGGCUCAGAACCAGAACGGAAAAUCACCCUUGGAGGAGUCUUUAGCUUUGCUGAUUUUAAAGACUUGAUAAAGAAAGAGUUUGGUAUCCCAGAUAAUGGCAAGUUUGUCAUUGCUACCACCAACAGAGAAGAGAUCAAUACAGAUGAAGCUUACGAAGAGCUGGUGGAGGAUGGAGACACUCUGUAUCUUCUUGUGCACCUCAAGCAGGCCUUGCUUGCCCCUACCCAAGAGAGGGUGGAGUACCAGCCUCACUUUGACACCCUUAUCAGGAGUGGAAUGUAUGAGUACUAUGCCAGUGAAGGACAGAAUCCAUUACCUUUUGCAAUAGCUGAACUGAUAGACAACUCUCUUGCAGCCACAAUGAAUAAUGAUGGACCCAGGUGCAUAGAAAUCAGAUUGUACCUGGAUGAAACGGGGGAUAAGAGCACGGUCUGUGUCAUUGACAAUGGCAAGGGCAUGACAACCAGAGAACUCAACAACUGGGCCAUCUAUCGUCUCUCAAAAUUCAACCGAAAGAGGAGAAGACAUAAACAUCAAGAGAAUAACGGUGAUGAAGACAGAGAGAUUCCAAAAUCUCUAAACAGUGACAUCUCAUACUUUGGAGUUGGAGGAAAGCAAGCGGUGUUUUUCAUUGGUGAUUCAACAAGGAUGAUCAGCAAACCUAAGGAUUCAAAGGAUGUUCAUGAGAUGACCGUAUCAAAAGACGAGUUUGAGAGGAGAGAGAAAUGCAAAGAAGACAUCUACAAGGGCAUCAUCCAUAACAGACAGCCUGGUGAAGGUAGCCAUUUGCCACCUGAGGAUGAGAUCCUACACAGUCUGAUCAAGGAAGAGGAAGGCAAGGAGAACUUCACCCAUGUCGUCAUCACUAGUGUCAAGUCACAACACAUCAAGUUCCUCAAGGAGGACUUCACCAGGUGGAGCAGGCAACUAGCACACAUCUAUCACUACUACAUCCAUGGACCAUCAGGCAAUCAGUCCCACCUGUCCAACUCCAUGUUUCGUACACCGAGCCCUUACAAGAACAUUGACAUUAGCAUCACCAUGUACAAGAAGGGCCAUACCCCACGCCAGCUCAACCUCAGAGACAUUGAAGAUGAUCAUCAGUCUAACUUCAUCAGGUCAGCCAAGGACACCUUUGAAUUCCGUGUAUUGGUUGAAGGAACUGGUCUGGUAGAGGGCGUGCUUCGAUAUCAUCCAUUUCUCUUCGACAGAGAGUCCUUUCCUGUGGACUAUGGUUUAGCUGUUCAGGAAGUUGACGACGAGAGUGAUGUCAAAAGAGAUCGACCUGCGAGGGGUAACAAAGCCAUCUUUGAGUGCUACUGGAAUGGAAGACUCAUUCCAUAUACACUUGUCCAAGACUUUGACUGGUGCAGCGUGCCAAAGAGGCGACUCAGCAUUCCUGUCGAGUGCUACAACAGGGUGUCUGGCGCCCUCUUUGCCAACAACAAGUUUGAGGUCAGCACAAACAAGCUGACCUUCAUUGACCUUGAGCUGAAGCUAAAAGAUAAGAGUGCUGUCUUUCAGAGAGUGGUAGGGGGUCAGCCCCAGAGAGUCAAGAUCGACAAACAGUUCACAGAGUGGCUGCAUGAGUGUCAUGAGAACCUUGACAAACAGGUCUGUUUCAGAGACUAUGUGGGUAACAUCAUGAGGCAUGAACUACCCAAGAAACAGCAAGGACCGUGGGCUGUCUUUGAGACGGUGGAGUGGGACGGAAAGACAUAUUCCACAGGACAGCAGGUACGAGUCUUGAGGACAAGUCCAAUUCUUCAUGGAUCGAUACAGCGCUUCAUGUUGUUUGGGGACUUUGAGAAUGAGAUCCAGAAUGGGACAUUGUUUGCAACAGGAGGAGAAUUUGAAAUUGUACAGGAACCAAGGCUAUUGUACAAUGAAACAAAGAUCUACCCCCUAAGUAAACUGGACAGGACAGCGGAUGUGAGGCAGAUUAAGAAACACAUUGAUGAUGAAGAAGGAAAACUUCCAGGAGUUCUUGUCAUCUCAUGGCCUGAAGCAAAUGAGGUCCAUGCAGGAGAAAAACGACCAGCUGGGAAACUAAUAGGUGCAAUCAAAGCUGAGAUCCAUAAUAGGAAAGGUCAAUCCAUGUCAAGGCUUCCUGGAGCUCAGCAUAACUCUAAGAAACUCAUGGUGGAAAUGAAGAUCAUCUGGCAUUCCAGCAGUGGUGACAAGGUGAUAGUAACCCACAUGAGUCAACAUCACAAGACAUGGGCAUUCUGGUUUAGGCAGAUGGAUAUUGUAAGGAACCUUGGCCCCCAUACCCUGAUACUGCAGGCAGUCCUCGGGGAGGAAGGAGCCACUGACUUUGGAGGUCACCCACUACCAAGUCACAAGAUCAAGUUCACAAGUACAGAGGGUCCACCAAGCAAGUUCAGCAUUGAUAUCCUGGAUCCACCGUUCAGGGUAGAUGUCCCUUUCAACAUUCCUCUUCAGCUACAAGAUGAGUUUAACUAUCCAACCAAGCCAACAAACAGCCUCAAACCAAUCCUUGAAGCAAGUGGCCUUGCCAUGAGCUAUGAGAAAACUGAAAUCAAGGGUAUGUCUUUGAUAGUGAAGGGAGUGAAGGCAUCGGGAGAUGUAGGAUCAGCCCAGGGAAAGAACUUCAAUCUAACAUUGAAGAUACCAGGACUGGAGAUCCCAACACAGCAAUUGAAGAUCAGAAUCUUGCCAGGUGAGCCACACAAGAUCAUUGUGCCAACAUUUGAAGAAACAGAUAAGCUUUGCAUAGAGAAUGGCAAAGCGCUUCCUAUAUCAGUAGAAAUCAGAGACGGAGCUGGUAACUUCUCGAUGCAUCCAAAACUCAUAGUACAGUGCAAGUUUCUUGGUGCAGUUGGAUUGCCUACAUACACAGCAGACUGCAGUAACUCAGGGAAGGCAACCCUUACCGGCAAUCCCAUCUUCAUCAAAAACAUCUCCAAGAAAUCACAGAAGAUCAACGCUAGAAUUGAAUUACCGCAUAUGAAAGGAGUCAGCAGUGUGGAGAAGGCUAUCAUGGUCACACCCAGCACCAGUGCGUGUAAGAUCAAUGUGUUCUUCUGUCAACAUCAACACAUUAACGACCCAAAGAAGAAACCUGUCAAGAUGAAACCACAGGAAGAGAUCGAGUGGACGGCCGGAGAGAGUACAUCGCAUAUUAGUUUUGCUCUGUUUGAUGAGGGUGACCAUCACAUGAGGAUCACUAAAGAGUUAGCAAACAAGUUCAAAUUCAACUGGCUACCUUCUUUCAACCCCUCAAUCCUCAUGGAAGGGUACCUACCCCCGAUCAAGGUUCCUAAUACGGUAGGAGAUAAGACGUUCUGUCAGCUGAGACUCACCGAUGGAUCAGGCCUAGAAUUCUCCUUCUAUGUCAAACCACUCCCUGGUGAGGCAACGCAGAUUAAAUGUCAGAGCAAGGGAAGCAAGAAGGUGAAGCUAGGAGAGACCUUGGAUGGUGAGAUUGUCAUCCAUGUCACCGAUGCAUAUGGGAAUAGCAUGAAGAAGCUACCACAUGGAUCCUUGAGCAACCUGAGUGUGACAGCAGACGAUCUGGACACCAAGAUCCUGCAGAAGGCACUUCUUCCCAAUGUGGGAUUUGUCCUUCGGAAUGUCAAGUUUGAUGGGUCAGCGGUAGGGGUUAGGGAAGUCAUGGUGAAGUACAACAACUUUUCUGACCAUAUUAGGUUAGAAGUGCUUCCAGGGAAACCUGCCAAGCUACUUGUGAUAGGCUGGAUGCCAGAGGAGACACUGAUAGCAUAUGAUGGUGCUCAGAUCAACAAUCCAUUGGGCUUUCAAGUUUGUGAUGAAGCUGGUAAUCGUAUCUCUAAUGUCAAUUCAACUAUCUCACUGCAAUAUGACAAGGCAUUGAAGGUAUCGUCUACUUCAUCAUUGACAGCAAGGCCAUUUGCUGAUGGUCAGGUUAGCUUUGGCAAGCUUACCUUAUCUGGUCCCUGUGGGAAGUAUACGCUUCAUGCGAAGAUGAACCUUGGAAGGUCUCCCCUCACGAGUUCUGGUCUCACGGUUCAACUCAAGCCAGAUCCAAAGAAGGCUCACAGGCUUCAGGUGGACUACAGGAAGGAAAGAGUCUACAUUGCUGGGAAUCGUUUCCCAGAUUUUGAUAUCUCUGUAAUUGCUGCUGAUGAGAGUACAAUGACCAACAUUGCUCACAAGAAGAUAUCAAUGAGGAUGUGGAAGUCAGCUACCAAGGAUCCACACACUGGUCCACCACCAUCGAGGGCGCUAAUAACAGAAAUUGACAAACCCAGCAAUGAAGACAGGGAAGGUCAUUUCUACUGCAGGAGGAGAAAACUUCCAGUAGAGGCCAGCAUGCACUGGAUAAUCUUCCAAGCUUCAUUGGAUCAAGCGAUUUUCUACUCAGAACCAAUUGGGUUUGAUAUCCAGCCUGGUCCUCCUGUCAAACUGAUCCCAGAGAUAGCCCCAUCUACACCCACCGUCUCUAAUACACCACGCUCACACAGUAGAACUCUUAUCAAGGCUCUUAGGCUACAGCUCGUGGAUGAUUUUGGAAAUUUGACUGGCAAAGAUUUGGCGGGUAACAUUGAAGUCCACAUGAAGGGCAACAAUGGAGCAGAGCUGCCGAAACUCCAAGGAAAUAAUAGUAUGAUGCAGUUUCCGUUGAAUAAAGGCAUUAGCUUCAUACAGAACAUCUCUAUCCAAGAGAAUACACCAGGCCAUGAUGGGAGUGAGUAUAAACUACACUUCUCACUGAAGAGCAAUGGACCUGAAGUCAAGCCAUUCAUCCAACCAUUCCUCUUCUAUAACGAUGCUAAGAAACAGCAGAGGAUGUCACAGCUGUCAAAGGAGAAAGACACACUCAAGGCUUCUAUCAAGACAUACAAGGAAUUGUUUGAUGGGAAAAAACAGCUUCUGCAGAUGUUCAAAGAAUCUGCUGAGGAUGCUGCAAGGCAUGAGGUCCAGUUACGUGGAGAAAUGAAGCAAUAUGGAGUCAGAGUCGCCCAGAUAGCAACGAGGAAAGGAGCAGAAGAAUAUAUGACAUCUACUCAAGAAAAGAUGGUUGAGUUGAGGAGUAAACCAAGAAGACAGUGUGGAAUGCAACGGUAUGAGACACGCGAUGGCGAAAUACUCGGAAAGGUAGCACACUUAGCUGAAGUAGAGGAAGAGAACGAUGCCUAUGUCUUAUCAUGGCACAUGGCCUCGGAUUUAGACUGCGUCCUCACCACCACAGUGGCUAAAGCUAAAGAGGUGUUUGCAAACACAAGAGGGCGCCAGCAGGUUCUACCCAUCGAGUCAAUUUACAAAAAGGGCCUCACAGAGUGGGAUAAGCCUCUUCCUCACAAGAGAGUUCCUAUGAAGCAUGGUCAUACUCCGUCAGGCAACCCGGUCUAUGCAAGACAUCUACUAAGGUUCACAGGACAUGAAGCAAACUGUAAAAUAGCUUUCAGUCUCUUGCUACAGGAUACCAUACUCUUAGAUACCCUAGAUGAUGCGACAGCAUACAGGCAAUCGAUCGUUAAGUACAUCCACUGCCCAACGCUGCUAACCCGUGAUGGUAAUCGUAUCCGUGGUAACGGAAAGUUUGGCGGGCUCCAGAACCGAUGUCCAUCAGACCUAAGGGGAUGUGUCUUUGGAGAACCUCCUCCCAAAGAGCUGGAAUCUCUUGAGAAGCAGAUGGUAAUCCUGGAAAAGAUCAUACAUGCCAUAAAGAGCCGUGAGCAAGCUCAGGUUGAAUACAAGGUGCAGGAGGCGGCCCUAAGAUCAGCGGAUAUGGUUGCCAAGCAACGGGAUUGCCAGGAAGCCGAGGAACAGCUUGCUCUUGUCAAUCAAAAAAUCAAAAUGGCUGAAAGUUCUACUACAGAUCGUUCCCCAAUUCCUUUGUCUACCACAUCUUCCAACUCAAGAGGGCAGGCUACAGCAAGAGGGACAACGAGAAGACCGGCGCCCUCUGUACCGGAAAGUCCUCGAACCAAACGGAGGAAACCCUAAUGGUACGACCCGCCUUCUACUGUGAUGUGUGUGCUGCAUUGUCUCCCCCUUCAUUCCACACUGCCAACCAAUGUUUGUAUGUAUAUAGACUAUUUUAAUUUUGUGUUUUGUCUUCUGUGCUCUUGUUUGCAUGGUUUUGCAAUGAAUAGGGCAAGGAGGUCAUUUUGUAUAUUCUUAUUAUGUAUAUUUUAUCAACUAUAGUAAACUGAACAGACAAUAUUUUGAAUGUUGUGGCAAUUUAUGCUUUUGGAAACCAGUCGACAAGUAUGUCCAUAUACACACAGUGACAUACAGCUGUGUUAAGUCAAAGGUUGAUUUGGAUCCUCAUAGCCAUUUCAUGGAAUAUAUUCUAUGAACAAGAGGAUGAGUGAACACCUACUUCAUGAAAAAUACUACUGACUUGAUUUGGGUCAAUAUCUUGAGGUAAUGGCAUAAUUGAAUAGCUUUCUGGAUCUUCUAGUGACCCUUCCAGAUAAUAGGGUGUCUUUAAUAAGCUUUGUAUGGAGCAUUUAGCUAUGCAGGGUUGUUAAAGAGUAUGUCCGCCACAUUCAAACAUCUUCUCUCAUUACAUUAUUUUUGAUUUCAAGCUUUUUGUGGACUUAUGAGUUUUACAACCAUGUUUAUUCAUUUAUACUUUUGCUGAACAGCCUGUUCUACUUUGAUCUCCAGGGAAGUCUGUGGUUACUUCUCAAAUUUUGUACAUGAACCACAGAUUGUACUUCUGCAUUAAGUUUGCAAAUUAGAUACAUGACCAUUGCUUUUAAAGAAACCUGUCACAUGUGUUUUUUUUUCACUUAUUAGUAAUCUACAUGAUAUAUGAUCUCUGCUUAAGUGUACCACAUUUUUUUGUUUUAAAGAAGAAAAAAAUGCCAUUCUUUGCUCAUUCCUUUCCGUUCUAUAUACAUAUGAAAAUAAGCGCCAUUGUUUUGUCUAUUUGUCUUCUUUCUCUGUCUCUUUCUAUCUAUCUAUCUAUCUAUCUAUCUAUCUAUCUAUCUAUCUAUCUAUCUAUCUAUCUAUCUAUCUAUCUAUCUAUCUAUCUAUCUAUCUAUCUAUCUAUCUAUCUAUCUAUCUAUCUAUCUAUCUAUCUAUCUAUCUAUCUAUCUAUCUAUCUAUCUAUCUAUCUAUCUACCUGUCUGUCUGUCUGUCUUUACCUGUCUCUCUCGGUCUCUAUGUCUCUCUCUCUCUCUAUAUAUCCUUUUCUCUGAGAGCCACCUUCUGUGUAUAGCUGCACAUGAUGAUGUUAAUGUGUGUGCAUAUAAAUCUCAUUUCUUAUGUACUCUAAUGCUUGCAUGGUUUCAUAUUAUUUUAAAAUAUAAUUGGGAUGAAUGCAGGACGAGACGGAAUUGACAGUGCCUUAUCUGUGUAAAUAUGACAGUAAAAGCUUUUAUUGGAAUAACCAGCAACAUGAGAAGGAUGUUAACAAUGAGAGAGAGAGAAUGAGAAAAGAGUCAUGAACUUAUUGUCAGUCUUAUCUUCCUUUGCGUAGAUGUUAUAAUGUGGAAAAAGGAACCAUAUAUGUUGUUAUUAUUUGAAGUUUUGACUUUUGUUUGCUACAUACAAUCACAUUUUUUUUAGAUGAUAGGGAGAAUAGUGUUUGUCAGUUUUAUUUAAUUUUGUUGUAUAUUUAAAAAAAAAUGUAUUAAUGUAAAGUACAACUGUGAUUUCUUGGUAGGGUAAAUUCCCUUCGAUAUGGAAUAAUUUUCUUUAUGAAAUUAACCUGUAAAAUAAAGUGUAGUAAGUCAAUGACAUUGCUUUAUUUACGUGUAGAGUAAAAUGCACAUCCAUCAUUUUCUCUUUGUAUUCACUAGAAUGUUUGAUGAUAUUACUGUGAAGAAACUGUCUUUUAUCAAGAAAGCUGUUAAAAUCUGAUGAUUAAAUGAUUGUGCUAACUGUAUUAAUUUCUCUUCCAUAACUCAUUAAUGCAAAUACAUAAGAGGCAGUACAUACAUGUAGCAAUCAUACAUUCUUUCAGGGAUCAACGCCUGAAAGAAUUAUAUGAAUAAAUAUAAAUCUAUGUAAAAACCAUCUCAAUGUUAUUAAUUACUAAGUUGAUGAAAAGUCAUAAAGUAUAUUGGUUUGAGAAGCCUUUAUUGAAUACUUUUUCUGUCAAGGAUCUCAUUAUGAUAUUAUCAGUUGCUCAUCUAUUCUAACAUGAAGAAAAUCAAUUAUGUUGUAAGGAUAAUGGUACAGUUUUUAAGUGUAUGCAACAUUGCUAUUUUUCAAUUACAUUGGCCAGUAAAAGAACCAAAUCAGUAUUUGUAUUUUAAGUUUUGCUAAGGCCAUUGGGAUAUUGAUACCAGAUACCCAUUAACACUGGAUGCCCAUGGCUGUGCCUUUAAAAGUACAUGUAGAUGCUGUGUUUAUAUCUCACUUAAUAUGCCUUGAUGUAUGUACUUUGUUGAAACAAUAUUCUCUGUCAACUGUUGUGUUUAAUAAAUGUGUCUUUAGUUACAUUUUAGUUUUUUAGUUACAUUUCCCAGUAGUCUGCAUUACUAGGAUGUAAUGAUCAAUAAUUAUCAUCUUUGAGAUAAAAUUAAUAUCUGUGUUGCUAUCUUUCCAUGUUUACAUCUUUCCAUGUUUACAUCUUUCCAUGUUUACAUGUUAUGACUAUCAUAGAGAUUUGGAUUUCAUAAAGUCAGGUGUUGCUGAAACUUGAUACUAGGUACUAUACCAUAAUGCUGAUUUAAAUAAUUAUAAUAAAAAAAGAGUUGAAUUAUUCAAGUGAUAAAGUAUAAGAAUAUAUCCACUGGAUGAAAAAAAAAUAAAGGUACAGUACUCUGAAGUUUUUGUUGCUUCAAGGAGCAAACCAGACUAUGUGCAAGUUGUCUUAGCUGAUGAUAUCACAUGAUCACUUUGCCAUAUGGAGUAUGCAUUUUUUUCUGCUGCAAAAAUGUGAAAUACAAUUGAUAGAAUUCAUGGCUCAUGAUGGAGCCUAUGUCAUAAUAUAACUAAGAUUGUCAGUACUGUAACUUAUUGUGACACCAGGGAGAGAUUGUUCAUACACUCCUGUUUUACUUUUUUGUGAGAGGAAAUAUUCAGAAUUUCUGUAAUAAAUAUUAAAAUGAAUGAAAUCUCUUUCGACAUAAAAAU
Lytechinus pictus (painted urchin) is the source of this 9147-nucleotide messenger RNA. RefSeq names its product structural maintenance of chromosomes flexible hinge domain-containing protein 1-like. Gene Ontology annotation, biological process: chromosome organization; double-strand break repair. NCBI's taxonomy places the organism in Eukaryota, Metazoa, Echinodermata, Echinoidea, Temnopleuroida, Toxopneustidae. Gene Ontology annotation, cellular component: chromosome. The record is from RefSeq and is a predicted model, not a curated record. Gene Ontology annotation, molecular function: ATP binding; protein binding. Bases 34 to 6057 code for a protein of 2007 amino acids. The transcript is spliced from 43 exons.